CGGGACGUCGGGAAGAAGAAUAAGUGACAUGACAUUUGACAUAGCAGACUGAAGUUCGUCCGGAGUAGAGUGACUUGAGAAAAUAAAAAUUUUAAAAAUGAGUUUUUCAUUACCAUCGGUUAAAGUAAAGCCUUUCGUAGUAGAAAGCUUCAAUGUACAUGAAGAAACCUAUGGAGGUCAAGAUCUAAUGAAACAUGGACUCCCAUUAUCAAAACAAAGUACUAAUGUUCCCCAUCCCAUGGCAGCAUCUAAACUUAAGCAUCAAGAAAACCUGAACAAAAUGAAUUUAACCAUUCUUAGAAACACUCAGGGUUUGCAUGCCCCUCUUCGUAUCAACAUGGAACUAAAAUCUGCAAAAAGAAUUGGACGUUUACCUUUCUUAUCAUCAUCUAACACCAUGUACGAUAUUCUAAUGGGUAAAGAUGUUGAUAUUGGACCUGAAGACGUAUUUAAUACAUCAGAAUUUUCGGAAGUUUCCUGUCAACCUCAUGCCGUCGUGGAAAAAUCUUUAGGAAUAUUAUAAAUAAAAUACCAUUAAAACAUUUUUUUUAAAUAUGCGUUUAAUAAAUAAUACAAAAUUA
Molecule: messenger RNA, 581 nt
Organism: Psylliodes chrysocephalus
Lineage: Eukaryota; Metazoa; Arthropoda; Insecta; Coleoptera; Chrysomelidae
Source: the annotation of a GenBank genome assembly